This is a messenger RNA of Nematocida parisii ERTm1, 1588 nucleotides long. RefSeq lists its product as uncharacterized. The coding region runs from base 1 to 1536 and encodes 511 amino acids. The record is from RefSeq and is a predicted model, not a curated record. The transcript has a single exon. Lineage: Eukaryota; Fungi; Microsporidia.
AUGGGCAUAGACUCCGGAAUAGCCGGAGAAACCAUUUCUUUAUUGAAGGUAUUAAGCAGUAUUGCAGAAAACAAUACUUUACAAAAUUAUUUAGAUGCAAACUGCCUGUUUUUAACUAAUUUCAUUUUUUAUCCGGAACAAAUUCCAAAAAGUCCAAUCAUAACCCACGCACUGCUUAGUUAUUGUGAUGCAACUCAUGCGGGCAUGUCUUCUUUAUCACUAGAUGGGUUUGAAUUUUUACAAAAUGCUUCUGUUUUCAACAAAUACAAGGUCUUUUAUAAUAUAGACUUACUUAUACUAUCUAGAAGUCGCAUUUAUUCUAGUACAUUGGCCCAGUUAAAUAAUAAUGCAUGCUUAAACUUUAUUAAAAUAUGCAAAAACACAGUUAUAGAUUUUGAUUCUAAGUUAGAUCUAAGCUCAUCAAAAAUAUUUAGUGUAGAAAUAGAUGGAAUAGACAGAAAGUAUAUAGAUCCAUUGUUAACUGGAUUGCUUUCUUUUGAUAUCUUAAUAGAUAUAACUAUAAGCAAUAUUAACUUUAUGAGCACAUCUUCACUUAACAAUAUAACAAAGCUGAGUAAAAUAGACAAGUUUACUCUCCAAAAUAUAGUUUUUGAAGGUUCGCCAGACUUCUCUUUUCUUAGAAAAAUGGAUAAACUUUCCGAUUUAACUAUGAAUAAUAUUUUCUAUUCGUAUACAAAUGAAUUUAAAAUAGAAGACUUGGAUAGAAUUAAGCAGAAUCCAGAAGAAUACUUAAGAAUAACAGCUGAGCCAGAAGACUCUUCUGCACAGAAACAAACAGUAUUAAACAAGUCAGACGAUAUAGUAAGAAAGAACAAAGCAGUUGGUGAGUCUAUUUCUCCUAAAUUGGUUAAUGUAGACAGCAAGUUAUACAAUGAUUUAGGACUAUGUAAAUUAAAACCCAAAGAAAGUAAUAAUUCAUGUUAUAUGAAUAUUCAAUUAGCACCUAAAUCAUUGGAUGGUAAGCCAAUGUCAACUAAAUUUAGAUUUAGCUUAGAAAAAGAAAGCAUUAAUGUUUCUCUUUUCUCCGGCGAUACUCAGAUUCAAGAUGUAAUUGAUUGUCUUAAAUGCAUUGACUUUCCAUUCACACGGGAAACAACUAUAGAUGAAAUUAUAUUUACUAGUUAUUGUAUGCUAUUUAGUGAUAGUGAAAUAAUGGAAACAAUUUCUGAUAGGUUAUUUAAGUAUGCAGAGCACAAUAGGAUUAAGAAAAUCAAAGUUUCAUCCAGACUUACUCCCACUCCAAUGGAUAUGUACAGAGUUGUUAUGUUUAAUAGCAAAAUGCCUACUCUUGAAGAAAUGACUCUAUCUAAGAUUAAACUAACACCAACUAAAACAUCUGCCCAAAACGAUGAUGAGAAAAAUGCAUUGGAAUCUUACUGCACUUUUAUUAAAAAAGAUUCUUCUUAUACAGAACUUCAUUUUGUAAAAGAUGGAGAUAUUAUGAAAAUAGAACAGAAACCAAGAACUGAAAGAGAGUUGUUAAUACAAAAACUAUUUGAUCAAAACAAGACAUAAAAAUAGAAGUUUGUCUUUAGUUUGUAUUAUAUAACUGUAAUAAAUAUCCAAC